GUGUUAUUGAUGUCAAGCUGAUGGAUAGGCCAUUGAAAAGCGAUUGCCACGGCAAGAAAUAGUCUAAAAGUGACAAUCUUGGCAACAGGAGAAAAAAUGUCUUGAUAAUCAAUCCCAGGGAGUUGGGUAAGAACCCAUGUGUGAUUGAGCUCCAAUGCUUUUAAUUCUGCCUCCACUGCAUUCACCCAAUUGAUUUCAGUUUUAGCCAGCUGAUACUUCAACUAGCAUGGAUGACUUUGACUUAGAACUGGAUGAGAUGGAAUUAGUAGCAGCAGCUGCAGGCUACUACUAUUAUAACAGCAUAAACAGGCAGCCUCGUUGCAGUUCCUCACCCAGUGGAAGUGGCUUCAUGACUGAAGUGCUGGAAGGCCAUGAUGAUUUAUGUCGGGAAAUGUUUCGGAUGGAUAAACGUGUUUUUCACAAGUUAUGUAACAAUCUUCGGCAGAGAGGCAUGUUACGUGAUACUGCUGGUGUUAUGAUAGAGGAACAGUUGGCAAUUUUCUUAAACAUCAUUGGUCAUAAUGAGCGUAACAGAGUAAUCCAAGAGCGGUUUCAACAUUCAGGUGAAACCAUAAGCCGGCAUUUCAAUAAUGUGUUGAAGGCAAUUAAGUCACUUUCACGUGAAUUCCUGCAACCACCACCUAUCACAACUCCGACAGAAAUUCUCUGUAAUAGUCGGUUUUACCCAUAUUUUAAGGAUUGUAUUGGAGUCAUAGAUGGAAUGCAUAUCCCUGCACAUGUACCAGCUAAAGACCAAUCUCGAUUUCGUAAUAGGAAAGGUGUUUUAUCUCAAAAUGUUUUGGCAGCAUGCACAUUUGACUUGCAGUUUAUAUUUAUUUAUCCAGGUUGGGAGGGCUCUGCUGUGGAUUCACGCGUAUUAAGAGCAGUCCUUGAUGAUCCAGAUCAGAAUUUCCCACAUAUACCUGAAGGAAAAUAUUAUCUAGUUGACACAGGUUACUCAAAUAUGGAAGGAUUUAUUGCUCCGUAUCUAGGAGUUCGUUAUCACCUUCAUGAAUUUAGAGGUGCUAAUCAGUUGCCUACAAAUGCAGGGGAACUAUUCAAUCACCGACAUUCAUCUCUUAGGAAUGUCAUCCAGAGGUCUUUCAGUGUGCUGAAAACUCGAUUUCCCAUCCUCAAACCCCUCAAUAUGGAUUUCAUAUCCAAAGGGAUAUAGUACUUGCUGCAUGUGUUUUACAUAAUUACAUCCGACGCGAGGAAAGAAAUGAUUGGUUGUUUGCUAGUAUUGAUGGGGAAGCAGUGCAAGAACUGCCUGAUUUUGAUGAUCAACCUGAAAUGCAGGUGGCUUCUUCCAUUCAGCGGCAAAUUGCUUUCUCAUUGCGAGAGUCAAUAGCAGCAGCAAUGUGGAAUGACUUCAUAAACAAAUGGGAUGAGUGGUGAUUGGAGCAUUAAUCUUAGAAGGUGGUAAACAUAUUCCUAUCAUAAUAUCUGUGCUUAUUGUUGCUGUGGGAGAAGUUGAUUAAAUGCAACUCUAUAGGAUUGUAGAGCCUUUGUCCGACUUUGUAUGACAAGCAAUCAUUGGUUUUUAUUUUACUUCCCAUUUGGCAACAGUAUGUUGUGGAGUCGAUCCAUAUUUGAACCAUGAUAUGAUAAUAGCGUAGUUGCUUUAGUGAUGA
Messenger RNA from Hevea brasiliensis (rubber tree), 1634 nucleotides. RefSeq lists its product as uncharacterized. Bases 227 to 1174 code for a protein of 315 amino acids. The transcript has 5 exons. The record is from RefSeq and is a predicted model, not a curated record. Lineage: Eukaryota; Viridiplantae; Streptophyta; Magnoliopsida; Malpighiales; Euphorbiaceae.